AGGGGCAAGGGGUGUUCCGAUAGCUAUCGUGUGAACAAUAUUCCUUUCAAAGUCACUCGGAGAGCAUGUCUUAGCUGCAAUGUAUCGAGCAGAAGAGCAUAUGGUGUGUAGGUGUUGAAAGGCGGACGUUGUGGGCAUGACCAGAGUUGGGGAUCGGGUGGACCCUGUGAUUGGGGUAUGAUGUAGUCGCGUGGACGGCGCCGACGAUCAUCGCCCCGGUUACAGGGCAGCUCCGAGCAGCUAGACAACAAGACAACUGUCCCAGCUCCACCCGUUCUUUUUCUCCUUUUCAUCUUUCCUUUGAGAGCUCCAGAAAGCUCACACAUUCACUAACCAGCAACUAUGGCGCGCAGCCAAGAACCGCUGCUAACGCGGCGGGCGUCCGACCGUUCGAACGACCACGACCUCGCCGAAGAGGACGCACUCCUUACCGGCGAACCUACGAACAGACAACCCCCGUCGGACCGCUGGCAGAAAUGGCGGGAACUCGGUCUUUUCCUUUGGGCCCUCAUCGCGACGGCAGCCAUUAUCGUCCUUGCUAUUGUCUACCAGAAGCAUCAGGCCGCCAAGCCUCCUUCUCCGAACCCGACCGGCAAACGUAACCUCAUAUUCAUGGUGUCUGAUGGCAUGGGUCCCACGAGCUUGAGCUUGACCCGAGGCUUCAAGCAAUACCAGCACGCGGAAUCUUGGGACAACGUUCUGGUUCUUGAUAAGCACAUGAUCGGCCAGAGCCGUACGAGAUCCAGCAGCAGCCUGGUGACGGACAGCGCAGCCGGAGCGACCGCGUUCAGCUGUGGUUUCAAGAGCUACAAUGGAGCAAUUUCGGUGCUACCGAACCACGAGCCUUGCGGCACGGUGCUGGAAGCCGCGAAGCGAGCGGGAUACAUGACUGGAUUGGUUGUCACGACAAGAAUUACCGAUGCGACACCGGCAUGCUUCGCAGCACACGUGAACAUGCGAUCGGAGGAGGACCGGAUCGCUGAACAAAUGGUUGGAGACUAUCCGCUUGGAAGAGUCGUGGAUCUGAUGUUUGGAGGAGGACGCUGCCACUUCCUACCCAACACCACCGAAGGCUCGUGCCGCGCUGAUGACAACGACAUCAGGACGCUUGCAGGAAAACAUGGGUUCAGCUAUGUUGAUAACCGCGAGGACUUUGAUGGCUUGAACCUGGGUAGUGCGAUCAAUUUGCCGAUGCUGGGACUUUUCGCGGACCACGACAUUCCCUACGAGGUGGACAGGCGCAACGAAAACGACAUCUAUCCAUCGCUGGAUGAAAUGGCAAGGACGGCUAUGAGGGCCCUGAGCGAGGCAACCAGGGACAGUGAUAAGGGCUUUUUCCUCAUGAUUGAGGGUAGCAGGAUCGACCACGCCGGUCAUGCUAAUGACCCCGUUGCUCAGGUCCAUGAAGUCCUUGCUUACGACAAGACUGUUGCUAGCGUUCUGGAGUUCCUUGAAAAGGAUCCUGUCCAGGGUGUCAUGGUCAGCACUAGUGACCACGAGACCGGCGGUCUGGCCGCCGCGAGACAACUGCACACUACCUACCCUGAAUAUCUCUGGUAUCCGGGCGUUUUGGCCAACGCUUCUCACAGCGCUGAACGCCUUGCGCAAAACUAUCAAAAGUUUUUGAGCGCACAGCGCAACGAAGACGAGACCAUUGCUUGGCUCAAGAAUGCAGUCGAGAAUGACCUCGGCAUUCACGAUGCCUCCGAAGAGGAGAUCAACAACCUCGCAGAAAACCCAGAUAUCAGUCCGUACGUUUUCGCCGACAUGGUGAGCCGCAGAAGUCAGACGGGGUGGAGCACCCACGGACACUCAGCUGCGGAUGUCAACAUCUUCGCCUCAGACCCCAUUGCUGCCUCCCCUCUUGUUGGAAACCACGAGAACACUGAAGUCGGCGAGUUCCUACGCAACUAUCUCUCGGUCGACGUCGAGGCGAUUACUAAGGAACUGCGGUCCAAGGGGAUUGGCCACGGCAAAGUGGAUGCCAUGACGGGCGAGUCCAUUGGCUGGAUGGGCCGGAUGCCUGACGAGGCCGAGAUUAACGAUCAUGACCAUCUAGACCACUAUCAGGGGGAUUUCAAGAAGCACAAGAGAUGCGAGAUUUGUGGCAUGUGAAAGAGUGGCGGAUUGCGCCACGGAGAGACAUUUUCGGCUUCCUAGACUUGCUUCCGAUUUGGGGAUUAUUUGGCGUUUCUUUGGGACCCGAGCAGUCGAACCGUUCUUGGACACUGUAUAUGCCAUGAGCCAGACAGGUAUCUUUCGCUUGGAGGCAAUAACGGCCGAACUACCAACGACGAACUUUCAUAAUCUCAGCCCGAACUACGAAAUCCAUUUCUGGGUACAAAUCAGCAUAAACUUAGAGAAUCCCCCUUCUUCUCUUGAAAUUUCGCGACAAUAACGCCUCAUAACAUGCUACCCUUAGGGCGGUGUGACGGGUGCGCAGCUGAGUGUAUCCUGAUGCACGUGAUUGCCUAGUAAGCAGCUUAGCUGUGGUUGGUGGUUGGUGCCUCGCAAUUCCACGCUCUCGGUGGCGAUCAACAAUCGAGCCGAGGAGACCACUUCUACCACCAACAUUCUGUCACAGUAGUAGAGAUGGCUUUUGCUCCUUAGAAG
This is a messenger RNA of Aplosporella prunicola CBS 121167, 2613 nucleotides long. RefSeq lists its product as uncharacterized. Gene Ontology annotation, biological process: dephosphorylation. The record is from RefSeq and is a predicted model, not a curated record. Bases 343 to 2115 code for a protein of 590 amino acids. Gene Ontology annotation, cellular component: fungal-type vacuole membrane. Gene Ontology annotation, molecular function: alkaline phosphatase activity. NCBI's taxonomy places the organism in Eukaryota, Fungi, Ascomycota, Dothideomycetes, Botryosphaeriales, Aplosporellaceae. The transcript has 3 exons.